GCUCUCAGAUAUCAAGUCACGUGAUAACAACACUGCUGCAGUUUUGCCGCGAAACUAAACUGGGUCUGCAGAGUGAGACGGAUGUUUCUCUCUGUUCACUAAAGGUUAUUUCUGGAAUUAAAAGUGACUUUCUCUGAAGGUUUGUACGCAGAGUGUUGGUGAGUGUUGUCAGGAUGUUCUGUGAGAAAUCUAUCGAGUUAAUCAGAGAGCUUCACCGGAUGAGUGACGGUCAGCUGCCCGCUUUUAACGUGAGUAUACCUCGCUGUUAUCUGGAGACUUUACCUGUAAUUUCAGCAAACACCCUCACCUUUUUAUUUUUCAUUAUUUCAUGAGCAUAACUUGCCAAAACCGUGACUGGAUAGUCUUGAUCUUCAGGCUCUCAGGCAGCACUGAGGAUUUUGAGAAUCAUUGAUACAGUGUCCUCCACAGUACAAUAACGUCAUUUAGUUUCAACAUCUGUUAAGUUGUCUUUGCACUAUUUAAAUUAAGUCCAGGGUUUAAAUAAAUUCCAAAUCAUCAGAUUCUGUGAAAUCGUAAUUUUCUGUCAGUGUCCCACCUCUUUUUGGAGUAUUUGAGAAUAUAGUAAGGUUGAUGUGUCUGUGUGUGUGUGUGUUUUGUUUUAGGAGGAUGGACUCAGGCAGGUUUUGCAGGAGAUGGAGGCUCUUUAUGAACAGAACCAGACUGAUGUGUGAGUCCUGACACAGAUUAUUAGAAUUUAAAUAAGGAUGUAAACUCUGCCUCACACAGCUAAGUUUUGAAGAAUGAUUGCAAAUUUCUGUAUUUUUUUCUCAGUAUCUUUGUGUGGUGAUUUAUUUUAUUCUAUUCUAGUAAAUAUCUUUGCUUUAAAUUCCUGGAUAGGAAAAAAGUUUUCCUGUUGGUGCUAAAAGAGGAAAAAAAACAGACUUAAGUUGACACUGAGAGCAGAUUUUAAACAUUUGAAUAAAUCUGUUUCACCUGGGUUUGAGUGGAGAUGCUUGUAGAGUUCCCUUACAUUUGAUUUCUGUGGCAGAAACAUGAAAAAACAGGCAGAUGAUCAGUUGAUGUGUUUGUCUGUAUAUCACAGUAACGCGGCAAAAGCUGAGGGUCGGGCUGAUUUGAUCCCCUCCAUCAAACUGCGUCACUGCUGCCUGCUGAGGAACCAGCGCUGCAUCACCGCCUACCUGUACCUACCUGACACACACACACACACACACACACACACACACACACACACACACACACACACACACACACACACACACACACACACAGGCACACUCACACCUGUAGAUCAUGUGACCUCUCAGUCAGUGGUGUACUGAAGCUGAUACCUGUCCAUUCUCUGUCAGGUACGACCGCCUGCUGAGAAUCCGAGCUCUGCGGUGGGAGUAUGGCAGCGUUCUGCCACCGAAUGUUCGAUUUCACAUGUGUGCAGAGGAGGUGAGUGUGACGCCACUUUCAAUGUGUGACCAUGUCAUAGCAGAGCUGUUUACCUGUGGAUGUGUGUGUGGUGUGUCAGGUGCAGUGGUUUGGUAAUUAUAAGAAGUCUCUGGCCUCCUUCAUGCGCUCUCUUGGAGGAGGGGAGGGUCUGGACAUAACUCAGGAUAUGAAGCCUCCAAAGAGCCUUUACAUCGAGGUUAGUCUGCUUAUUUUAAAGCUUUACUGUUUUAAUUUUUCUUUUGAAUUAUUCCAGCGCAGUGAUCUCUCAGGGUUCAGGAUGUGAACUCAAGGCAAAGGUGUAAAAACAGACUCAACUGUGAGGUGCUCUGAGUCUGCCUUCAGUUUCUGGGAUCGUCGUUUCAUGAGUUCUGUUGUUGAGCAGUUUUUAAAGUUGACUGUUUGUGCACAGAGUCAGUGAUUUCAGCUGUAAAUCUGAACCUCCAGUUUUUUAAAUCUGCCGGAGCUUAAAGCUGAUCAAAGUGUCCAAACUGUUAGAAAAAGUGACACUAAAUGAGUAACAGUUGGUGUGAAAUAUUACAGUGAAAUGUUAAGUUUAGCUUAAUCUUACUUAUAUUUACUGAGCUGUUUUCAAGGUUUUUUUUUGACAGAAAUUACAUUCUCUUGGUAAUAUGGAUUUUUUUUGGCAAUUAAUGAAAUGCUUUUGAGUUCAAGGUUCUUUUUUGUGUGUUUUGAGAUAUUUAUUGAUUUUCAUACUAUCGUGCCAUUAUGCUGUGUGUGUUUUCCAGGUGAGGUGUUUGAAGGACCACGGAGAGUUUGAGAUUGAUGAUGGGACGGUGAUCCUGCUUAAGAAGAACAGUCAGGUCAGAUUAGAAAGAUGCUUUUAUUUUGAAAUCUUCACACAUCUAUUAAAUCUUACUGAAUUUGUGUGAUUUUCAGUCUUUAGACUCUGGCGCUGCACUUUAAAAAUCCUCUGCCUGUUUAUUUAAUGAAAACUGAAGUUAUUCUGAUAACUGCUUUUUAUCUUUUUGAAGAAUAUAAAUCCCGUUGAUAAUAAAAUGAAGCAAAGACUAGACUGACCAGCCGUCUGGAAAAAAAAUCACCAUUUCAUUGAUGAACAGGUGCUCUGGAACUAAAUUGUAUCUCUUUGGUUGUGUGUCUGUUCACAGCACUUCCUGCCGCGUUGGAAAUGUGAGCAGCUGAUUCGUCAGGGUGUCCUGGAGCACGUCAUGUCCUGAAGUCACAGCAUCUGAAAUAAUCUGAUUUAAAGUGCAUACUGUGAGGUGGCCUGAUUCCCACUAUCCCUGAACAUUAACAUGUAUAAAAUUAAAGAUGUCUUUUUCUAAAUAU
Xyrichtys novacula (pearly razorfish) is the source of this 2727-nucleotide messenger RNA. NCBI's taxonomy places the organism in Eukaryota, Metazoa, Chordata, Actinopteri, Labriformes, Labridae. The record is from the annotation of a GenBank genome assembly.